UACGGCCUCGCCUGUGGCUGCGCGAGGCGGCUCGGGGUGCUCGGCCCUGGGGGGAAGGGAGAGAAGGGGGCGGGCAGAGGAAAGGAGCGAGCCGAGGCCGGCGGCUGGCGGGGAAGGCUGUCGGCCGAGGGGAGGCUCUGCUUGCGGCCGGAGCGUGCCGGGGAUCCCCGCAGAGGUAGGAGCGGCGCCUGCGGUCGGCUCCCCGGUUGCGGGGCGAGGUGCGUGCGGUGACAGCGCCUGCCGAGCAUGGCGAGCUACCUGCCUCCCUGCGUGGUGGACUGUGGCACCGGGUAAGAGCCGCUCGUCCUCGCCACCCUCGCCCCCGCCUCUCCCCCGGCCUUCCCUGCGCUCUCCAUGUCCCUCACCUUGCCGUUCUGUCUUCGUCGGGCGCCACCUUUCCCUUGCCCUUCGCCCCAGCUCCACAGCCUGAGGCGUCAGGUAUACCAAGCUUGGCUAUGCAGGAAACACUGAGCCUCAGUUCAUUAUACCGUCAUUGGCCUAUAAGACAUGGUAUAAUUGAAGAUUGGGAUCUCAUGGAAAGAUUCAUGGAACAAGUAAUUUUUAAAUAUCUUCGAGCUGAACCUGAAGAUCACUAUUUUUUAAUGACAGAACCUCCAUUGAACACACCAGAAAAUAGAGAGUACCUUGCAGAAAUCAUGUUUGAAUCAUUUAAUGUGCCAGGACUCUACAUUGCAGUUCAGGCAGUGUUAGCUUUAGCAGCAUCUUGGACAUCUCGUCAAGUUGGUGAACGCACCUUGACAGGAAUAGUCAUUGACAGUGGGGAUGGAGUAACCCAUGUCAUCCCAGUGGCAGAAGGUUAUGUAAUUGGAAGCUGCAUCAAACACAUCCCUAUUGCAGGUAGAGAUAUUACAUAUUUCAUUCAACAGCUCCUAAGGGAGAGGGAGGUGGGAAUUCCUCCUGAGCAAUCACUGGAGACAGCAAAAGCCAUUAAGGAGAAGUACUGUUAUAUCUGUCCUGACAUAGUUAAAGAAUUUGCCAAGUAUGAUAUAGACUCACGUAAAUGGAUCAAACAAUACACAGGCAUCAAUGCAAUCAACCAGAAGAAAUUCAUUAUAGAUGUUGGUUAUGAAAGGUUCCUUGGACCUGAAAUUUUCUUUCAUCCAGAGUUUGCUAAUCCAGAUUUCAUGGAGUCCAUUUCAGAUGUAGUUGAUGAAGUUAUUCAGAAUUGUCCCAUUGAUGUUCGACGUCCUCUGUAUAAGAAUGUUGUUCUUUCAGGAGGAUCCACAAUGUUCAGAGACUUUGGACGUCGACUGCAGAGAGAUUUGAAAAGAGUGGUAGAUGCCAGAUUGAAGCUUAGUGAGGAGCUCAGUGGUGGAAGGAUAAAGCCUAAGCCUGUAGAAGUUCAAGUUAUAACACACCAUAUGCAGCGCUAUGCUGUAUGGUUUGGAGGCUCCAUGCUUGCAUCAACUCCGGAAUUCUUUCAAGUUUGCCACACCAAGAAGGACUAUGAAGAAUAUGGCCCUAGCAUUUGUCGUCACAAUCCUGUCUUUGGAGUUAUGUCAUAGUGUUUGCCUUUUGAAAAAAGUAAUUCAGGUAGUCUCUUGUAGGUCAAGAAGUGUCCUUUGAAACCAGAGAAGAUAUAAGUUGCUGUAAAUAGUGAUAUGAUCAGAUGUUUAUGUCCAUAAGCUUUGGGAGUGCUUGGAUCACAAAGCUGAUAAGGCACUAAGUCUACAUACAAUUCAGAAUCAUUUCAAGGAAAGCCAUUUAUGUCUUGACUGUUUUAAGCCUACCCAUUCCUUCCUUCCUAAAUGUGGGCUUAUAGUUAAAAGGCAUAUCUCAGUUUCUGAGAAAAUAUAAACAUCGUUUAAAAUAAUUGUUAGAAGAAAUGAGAUACUGGCAGUCUUGUCUCCCCUAGAAAGGAAAUGGGGAUGUAAACCUUUUCUCCCCCACCCUAUUUUUGUAAAUAAAAAUUACAGUACAAAUUGAUGUUUAUAUUUCAUAUCAUUUUGUAUUUUAUGGUAUUUGGUACAACUGAAUGAUGAGUUAUAAGCACGAAUCCAUAUUGCUGUCAUGAAGUUCUAUUCUAAAGAAUUUUUCAUUGUAAGGCAUGUGCCAGUGUGUUUGUGGGCAAAAAGACAAAAUUGGACAAAAAUGUUUGCCACACAUCUGCUACAGAAUGUAUUGAUUUGUUUGGAGUAACAUGAAAUUGAAAUGCCUAUCAGUGUUGUAUAAGAGUUAUUACAACUGAUAUUUAUUUUAGUUUUCUUGUUUGAAAUUUCUGAAGCUGUUUUAUAGAAGACAACAUUUUGGUGUUGGUCAGUGGUGGAUGAAUACUACCUUGCCCUGUUGUAAUAAAAGCUGUUAACAUCUUUACAAAUG
Phascolarctos cinereus (koala) is the source of this 2340-nucleotide messenger RNA. It is a transcript of the gene ACTR3B, whose product is annotated as actin related protein 3B. Lineage: Eukaryota; Metazoa; Chordata; Mammalia; Diprotodontia; Phascolarctidae. The record is from RefSeq and is a predicted model, not a curated record.